UGAAUACCGGAUAUUGAAAGCGAAACUCUCCAUUUUCAACUUGUAGGUCGUUGUGGGUGUUCAUUCUUGUCGGUUGCCUCUUGUGAUAAUCGAUCCUAGGGGCCAUAAUAUUUUAUCACUCGUCCAAACAACGUUUAUUCAGAACAAAAACUCACAAAAAAUCGAAGGCAUCAAGAAAAUGUUGACAUCAGCUUUGGCCUGUCAGUCAUUGCCACACUACUCUGAUUUUGAUACAACUUCAGAGAGUGGUCUUUCUGAUUUAUCAUACGUUCUUCCUUAUCGUCCGAAAAAAUCCUUAACCAGGAAUAAACCUGUGAAAGCUAGUCCUGGUGAAAUAAGGCUUGGAGCAAGGGCAAUGAGAAGAUACGAAAAUGAAGUUUAUUUAAAUACAUUAGCUGUGAUUACUGAAACCGAUGGAGACAAUAUUGAUGAUUGUUGGCCUGAAAGUUUUAAUUAUUGUUCAACGUUUACUAAAUUACUAGAAGAUGAGAAUAUUCGAGCUGCUUGGGAUGCAUUUAUUCAGUUAUCUGAAAAAGAACAAGAGAAGCUUCUUGGUACACUUCGUGUAAAAAACAAAAUAAAUGAUGAUGAGAUGGCAGAUAGUGAUGAUUAUGAUAUUGAAGAUGAUAUAUCAUCAUAUUCUUCUGCUAUUUACCAUACCCCGUCUUUAUCUCAUACAAAACGUCAUGUGAAACAUCGAUGUAGACGAUCUAAGCGUGAAGAGAGGAAGAAACGAUUUGAUGAUGUGAAUUCACUUCUACAAUCUAAUCUUAAUAUGUGUGUAUCUGUUCAACCAGAAGAUAAUAACAAUGUAACCAAAGAUAAUUUGCAUGAUUUAGAAAUAGAACGGCGUAUUCCUACUCGUGUAUUAUCGCUUGUAUCAGACUCUAUUCCUACAAACACGAUGACGAUGAACAAUUUAAAACACAAUCGAAAACGUUGUAAACGUCCACUUACUCCGACUGAUAUUUGUUUAAUGCAACGAGUUGAAGUUGAGUUGAGACAGCAUUUUUUCUCUCAAAUUAAUUCAAAUAGUAUUGUUGGUCGUUGGACACCAUCAUUAUCAUUGUUGUCACAAUCAAUGUCACCUUCAAUGACUAACAACUGUACGAAUAAUAAUAAGAAUUAUUAUUCACAUCCAGAUCUAUUGUGCUUGGAUCCAUUUCAAAGAUUAUUGGUUCAUUCAGUUGCUAGCUAUUUAGGGUUGAAUUCAUAUAGUACAUGGUCUAAUUCACUGGGUGAACGUCAAUUAUGGGUGGAACAAAUUUUAGGUAAAUAUAGUCAACCACCAAAGCAACACUUUGUGACGUUAAUUGAACAAAAAAUCAAACAAUCAUCAAAAUCAUUGUCAUUGAGUACAUGAUAGUGAUCGCUGGUGUGUGUGUGUGUAAAAGAUAGUUUACUUCCCUACCAUUUUUAAUUGUUGCGCUGUUUUCCCCUUUUCAUCUAACUAUUCCGUUAUAAAUCACGUUUAUAAUAAUAAUAAUAAUAAUAAUAAUAAUAAUAAUAAUAAUAAUAAUAAUAAUAAUAAUAAUAAUAAUAAUAAUAAUAAUAACAAUAGUAAUAGUAGUAAUGAUAAUAAAUGUGGCUGUAUUUGUUUGGCUUUUCAAGAAAAAAAGUAGUGUUCUAAUCAGUCAUGUUCUUUCUUACUCGAAUAAAAGAGCGCACGCCCAAUGUUGUUGAUCAAAUAUUGAAGAGCCACAUUCUUUACUAAUGGAUUCAUGUUAUUGAUUUUUUCCGUACUUCUCACCUAUUUCUCUAGUUUAUUCUUUAAAUUACUGGUGUAAAAGGGUCUGUGGAGAUUGUCGAAUUUUGAAGUAUACAUCACGAACUGAUCCCGGCUGGGUAAUCAUUUUAAACUAGAAAGUGCUGGAUAAUUGUUUCGUUAUUGUUUUGGGAUUCUUCAACAGUGAAGGCAGUUACCCACCAAUCGAAUUAGAAAAUGGUCACACGAUAUCGCGGAUUGAUUGAAGCGCAUUCUUUAGUACCGAAAUUUAAUGGAUUAUAAAUGAAGCAAAGAUAAUCAAAAUGCUAUCCAGGUUAAUGAAUUAAUUAUGUUAAAAGUUGAUAACGUAAUAUAGUGAAUUAAAUUUUAAAAAUUUAAAUAAUACCAUUAAGAUGGAUGAUAGUUAGAGGUGGGACCUAGGG
Schistosoma guineensis is the source of this 2148-nucleotide messenger RNA. NCBI's taxonomy places the organism in Eukaryota, Metazoa, Platyhelminthes, Trematoda, Strigeidida, Schistosomatidae. The record is from the annotation of a GenBank genome assembly.